Molecule: messenger RNA, 4762 nt
Organism: Cataglyphis hispanica
Lineage: Eukaryota; Metazoa; Arthropoda; Insecta; Hymenoptera; Formicidae
Gene: G9a
Product: histone-lysine N-methyltransferase EHMT2
Exons: 12
Coding region: 1-3939 (1312 amino acids)
Cellular component (GO): nucleus
Molecular function (GO): protein-lysine N-methyltransferase activity; histone methyltransferase activity; zinc ion binding
Source: RefSeq, a predicted model, not a curated record
AUGGCCGACGUUGUGUCCGAGAGCGAUAACGGGCUCGUCGUCACGACGGCUGAGGGUUGUCGAGCGCUGCCGGUAACGCAGACUGGUAGCGAGGAUAGUACGACCGCUACCGACAACGGGGUUGUUGACGACAAAGUCAGUAUUCACGAGAUCCUCGAGGGCAUGACAAACGAAUUCAACAAGAGCGUGAGUCCGGCGAAGCAUAACGAUAAUGAUAAAACCGGAACAGAAGAGGUAGUAACGCCACUGUCACCAUCGCCGUCGAAAAUCGUUGACGAAGUGUCCAAGGCAGAGAAGGAAUGCGAUGGUACACUUGACAAAGAGGCUGUCGCAAGCUCUGAAGAUGUAGCGGUCCUUCAAAUCACACCAGAGGAGAAUCAUAAAGGUGAAGAUGAAAGUUUGACAGCGACAAACAAACAGGAGACUAUUAAGAAGGACAAUGGUAUACCUAGGAUUGUCUUGACAUUCAGGACUAUCGAUGAGAAUACAGAUCAUGGCAAGAAGACCAAAAUAUCCAGCUGCUCAUCCAAUCUCACUCUGGUUCCAGAUGAAUUGGCUAAUUGCGAUCAGAUUGGCGGUGUUUCUGUAAAGAUAGAGAAUUCCGAUGAGAAUUCUGAUAUAGUGGAGGAAUCCCAAACAGAGGAAUCCCAAGCAGAGGAGUCCCUGAUAGAGAAGACAAAAAAGGAAGAAUCUAUGAAGAUUGUAGAGCCAAAAACUGUAGAGGAAGAUAAAGCGAAAGAUGCAGAAGAGAAACACAACAAUGACACGCAGCCUUCUAUUCAAAAAAAGCCUGAAACUGUGGAGAAUAAUGUUGAGAUCAAUAAUGUUGAGGCAAAGAUUGUAGAAGAUACUGAGCAACAAGAAACUACUGCACCAGUUACCAGGAAGAGAAGAAUUGGACGACCUAGAUUACGAGCACUUAGUGAUUCAGUCCCUCAGGAUGAGGAACCACCAGGUCCUAAGCGUUCGGCUAGGAGACUUUGUAAGGAAUCUCUGAAAAGCACUGUAUUAGAAAGCGCUAUGGCACGGAAAGAGAAGUCCAAUUACACAGAGGAACACUUGCAGUUUAAAAAAAGAAAGUACAGCAAACCAGGUCGGCCCAAGAAGCUAGUUUUAGGAAAGGAUCAGAUAAAACAGACACAAAUAAAACCCUCUGAUGUUCGUCAAGAAGCAGAGACGUCGUUAUUGUCUGACGGUAAUAUUAGUACGUCUGAGAACUCGAUGCUAGAGUCCUCAUGCAAUACUAUACUAUCGGAGAAUAUGAACGAUAGCGUCGUGGAGGACACGCAGUCAUUCUCAUCCGACUUCGACGGAAUGCCGAAAUUGUCGCCAAUGACGAGAAGCUCGGAAUCACAAAUCAAACUCGGCAAUUCUAUCGGCAGUCCCGGCAGCGACGAUGUACCUUUGGCGGAUAUUCAGAAGCCUUUUUUGAAACCAGCAACUGCUAGUCGACCCAAGAGAGAGAGAGGACGUCCCCGCGGAAGCACUCAAGCCGCACGAAAAAUAGCGAAAGCGGAUUCAUAUGAAGAUGGUUCUCCAUCCGUUGCGGAAGCGGGAAAGAAUAACGAUUAUCCCGAAGAGAUCCCGGCCAAACGAACUCGCCGGAGUUGGCUACCGAGCCCGAGUCCUGCGGAAGGACAGGCGUCGAAGCCGGAAUCUACAGCGAUUAUGAGUGAGACAUAUGCGCAAUCUAUGCUAUGCCUAUGCCAAGUACGAUCUCAGUUAUACGUGACGAUAACCGGUUCUGGGGCACCGCUGUACUGCACCGCCAUAGACUCGAUCGAUAAUCGGAUAGUGGGGUGCUGCAAUGAAGUGGACAGCAAUGAUGUGGCGAUGCGGCGGCCAAGUACCCGUGUACCUUUUAUUAUUCUCUGUCGUAUGCACAAGGAACGGCUGCUGCGCCAUAACUGCUGUCCUUCUUGCGGCCUGUUCUGUUCGCAAGGCAGAUUUGUGCAGUGCACCAAUGGCCACCAGUAUCACCGCGAUUGCGAGAUCUAUCCAAACAAAAAGGGCGUGUGUCCACACUGCGGAAGCGAAACUGCCGCUUAUGAUGUGCUGGUGACAAUGAAUGGCAUGCGACGGCCGGUAUAUAUACCUACGCGUAAGAAGUUUUCUAAAUUGCCCUCUGCAAAAAUGAGCUUGCCUGGCAAAGGUGACAAUACAAAGUUAGCCGAACGUCCGCCUAGCCCGUUAAUUAAGCCUGAUAUCAUAAAAAUACCCGAACCGUCGAUUAAUACUGAGAGACCAGAGCGUUACACCAUUAUGAGUCUUUACACGUCCGUGAAAAAUGGAGAUCUGGAAAAAUUGGUGAAUGUAUUAGCAUGUGGUUACAAUGCAAAUCACACAUUCCGGGAUUAUGCCUAUCGGACUGGUUUGCACAUAGCGGCGGAUAAAGGCCAUCUGUCGUGUGUACACGUUCUGGUUCAAGCGGGUGCUCAAGUAGAUAUAAUGGAUAGGAAUCAAUUGACGCCAUUGAUGUUAGCCGCAAGUAAGGGUAAUGCCGCCGUAGUAAAAUAUCUAGUUAGGACUGGCGCCGAUGUAACAUUGAAGGGCGAGGAUGGCAUGACCGCUUUGCAUAUGGCGGCCAAGUCCGGCCAUCUAGAAGUAUGCAAGAUCAUUCUGACCGAAUGUAAAGUGCCGAGAACGUUAGUAGAUUCUGUUGACGAUGGCGGCUGGACAAGUUUAAUUUGGGCAUGCGAAUUUUGUCAUGCGGAUGUCGCGCGGUAUUUAUUGGAUAAAAAGUGCGAUCCACUUAUUCGAGAUGCCGAACAGAAUAUAGCGUUACAUUGGAGCGCGUAUAGUGGCAGUCCCGAGAUUACAGAAAUGCUUCUUAAUGAGGGAUGUGACGUAAAUGCUGUCAACGUUCACGGUGAUACUCCCUUACAUAUAGCAGCUAGACAGGAUCAAUAUGCAGUCAGUGUUCUACUAUUAGCACGUGGUGCUAAAAUAGGUGAGGUGAAUGCUGCUGGUGAGACUGCUGUGAAUUGUUGUACCACGGAUGGCGAUACUAUGGCUGCUUUAAGAUUGAACGCAAAAGUCAAUGAACUUUCUGAACAUAUGUGGGAAAAAACGGUUAAAAUAUUGACAAAUGACAUUUCACGCGGAAAGGAAACAAAUCCUAUACAAUGCGUUAAUGGAUAUGAUUCUGAAGAUAAACCAACAGAUUUUCUUUAUGUAACGGAAAAUUGUUUCACUAGUAAUAUUAACAUAGAUCGUACGAUAACAUCAUUACAGUCUUGUCGCUGUGAGGACAAUUGCAGCUCCGAAAAGUGCUUGUGUGGAAAUAUAAGUCUGCGAUGUUGGUACAAUGAGGAAGGGAAGCUCAUACCUGAGUUCAAUUAUGCAGAUCCACCAAUGUUGUUCGAGUGUAACCCAGCUUGUGACUGUAACCGCAUUACAUGUAACAAUCGAGUAAUCCAGCAUGGAUUAACACAAAGGUUCCAAUUGUUCCGUACAAAGAGCAAGGGUUGGGGACUCCGAACUCUCCGACACAUUCCUAAGGGUACUUACGUCUGCGAAUAUGUUGGCGAAAUAAUCUCCGAUUCCGAAGCUGAUCAUCGCGAAGAUGAUUCCUACUUGUUUGAUUUGGAUAAUAGAGACGGAGAAACGUAUUGUAUAGAUGCGAGACGUUAUGGAAAUAUUGCUCGGUUCAUCAAUCAUUCAUGCGCGCCGAACUUAUUACCGGUACGAGUAUUCGUCGAACAUCAGGAUUUGCACUUCCCGAGGAUAGCAUUCUUUGCCAACCGUGACAUUGAAGCGGAUGAAGAGCUCGGCUUCGAUUACGGCGAGAAAUUCUGGAUAAUAAAGUGCAAGUCUUUCACGUGUACCUGUGGAGCCGAAAACUGUCGUUAUUCCGAGAAAACUAUACAAGUUACGCUGGAUAACUAUCGAAGAAGGAUACAGCAGGAGGAAAUUUUGGCAGCUCAAGCAUCAUCGUAACCAUAAUGCGAUUUAGUUUAAUUUUUUAGGUAUCCGCGAUAUUUUAUGAACACGACGACAACGAUAACACGUUGUAGAAUCGUUAAUUUUCCGCAUUUCAGGCGCGGAAUUGUAAGAGUACAAAUGAAAAACGGUGGUGGGAUGAUAAGCGUUUGAUUAGGUUCUUUUCCGAUGUUUACUUAUACUGAAUUAUGUAUUCGACUUUGCAGUCAAAAUUUUGAAAGAAUCGCAUUCGAGAUCGUGUUACUAUUUCUGCCGAAAGUUUGUGUGCUCAUAAAUGAUAUUGACGGCCGGUCUAUCAAAUGGUUUUAUUAUAUCUUUUGUUUCUUUGAGUAUUAACAAAUUUUAAGAAUAUAUAGUUUUAGGAAAAGCAUUCGAAUUAUACAGUUGCAAUUUGUGAAAAUAUAUAAGUACUAAAAAGAAUAAUAAUAGCCAAGAGAUAUAAAAACAUGUAUGAUAAAUAUUUAUAUGAUGCUUGUAAAGGAUUAUAUUUUUAAAAGUCAAAAUACGUUUUAAAUCUUCUUUGGCAGACCGGUAAUUAAUAACAAUAUUUAUGAAUCGCUUUUGAUUUGACUUGAAAGACUUAUAUUGGAUAUAAUAAUUAUCAUACUUUCGACAAAAUAUUUUUCUUAAAUUUUCUGCUGUUGUUUCGAGUCAAAUCUAAAAAGAAUUCUAUCAUUAUUCGUCCAUAUUUUUUCUCAGGCUCGCUUGUACUUGUUUUCUAUUUCUGCCGAUCUUUCUAAGAAUGCAAUGACUACAAAAAAAUGUCACGUCAAUAUUUUUUUUUUUUAUGAGAUAACGAUACGCAUAAUAUAUAUAUAUA